Funneliformis caledonium is the source of this 296-nucleotide messenger RNA. The record is from the annotation of a GenBank genome assembly. Lineage: Eukaryota; Fungi; Glomeromycota; Glomeromycetes; Glomerales; Glomeraceae.
UCGCCGAAAGCGAGAAAUAUCGUGAAGAUGAUAAGAAAGUCACACAAAGAAUACUCGCACGAAAUGAAUUAGAAAGUUAUGCAUUUAACUUACGUAACAAACUUGAUGACGAAAAUUUUCCUAUUAAUAAACUUAAAGAUGCAAUUCAAAAAUCUAUUACAUGGCUUGAAAAAAACCAAGAGGCGAGUAAGGAGGAAUAUGAUUAUAAACAAGAAUCACUUGAAAAAAUAGCUAACCCAAUAAUGAGGCUUUUUCACGGUUUCAGUCCAGAUGGCUUCCCAGAUGAUUAUGAUUAA